Amphimedon queenslandica is the source of this 551-nucleotide messenger RNA. Its product is annotated as MORN repeat-containing protein 2-like. The record is from RefSeq and is a predicted model, not a curated record. Bases 70 to 513 code for a protein of 147 amino acids. The transcript is spliced from 6 exons. NCBI's taxonomy places the organism in Eukaryota, Metazoa, Porifera, Demospongiae, Haplosclerida, Niphatidae.
AGCAACUAACUGGCAGUAACUGCAGACCAACAGCAAAGCAAGCCAGAGAGUGCUCAGGAGGGACUGGUCAUGCCUGUAAAGAAGUCCAAGACGGACAUAUCAGGAGCUGAUGAUCAAUAUGGAGUGUUUAUAUUCCCAAACGGAGAGAAAUACGAAGGAGAGUUUAAAACUAACCAGACGACAGGAGGAGGAGGAGGAGGGAUAGAGAGAGAAGGACAGGGGUCACACCACUUAUCAAAUGGAGUGGUAUACUCUGGACAAUGGAGGCAAGAUAAGAUGAAUGGGAAAGGAAAAAUGAGUCACCCAAACGGAUCAACAUACGAAGGAGAUUUCGUUGACAAUGAGUAUCAUGGUAAUGGGGUCUACACGUGGGAGGAUGGAUCUAAAUAUAUCGGACAAUUUCAAAAGAACAAAUUAACAGGACGUGGUAAGUUUAUUGAUGACAAUGGGAAGGAAUGGAGUGGAAACUUUGAUGGGAAGAAAGCAUCUCAACUCAAACUGAAAAUACAAUAAAAUAUAAAUAAUAAUGUCCUCUUUCUCUUUGUUCAAUG